This is a messenger RNA of Solea solea (common sole), 1282 nucleotides long. Its product is annotated as perilipin-2-like. The coding region runs from base 237 to 1226 and encodes 329 amino acids. Gene Ontology annotation, cellular component: lipid droplet; cytosol. Lineage: Eukaryota; Metazoa; Chordata; Actinopteri; Pleuronectiformes; Soleidae. The transcript is spliced from 6 exons. Gene Ontology annotation, biological process: positive regulation of triglyceride storage; lipid storage. The record is from RefSeq and is a predicted model, not a curated record.
GAGCGAGCUGACUGUGGCAAGAUCUACCCUUUUUAUAUCUAUGUGCAGUGAGAGGCCACACGAGACGGUGUCACGGUGAUAUAUCGCGAGAACACCAUGUGAUCGUGAGCUUCCGUAGAAGCAGAGCAGGUGUGCGCUGAUUAAUGACUCCAAAUGUUGUGUGUGAGUGGGAAUCCUCCGGAGUGAGUGAUGCCUCUUUGAGAUUUAAGCUGACAAAGUGAUUUAGUGUUCCUAACAUGACCAACAAACACGAGGCUCCAAAUGCUGCUGCCAGACUCUCUCAGCUGCCCGUGGUUCGCUCUGCUUGUAGCAAGCUUUCACACAUCUACACCGACACUAAACACAGCCACCCGACCCUGAGGACAAUGUGUGAGACGCUGGAGAGCAGCGUGACGGCUCUCAGUACUGUGGCCAGUGACCGUGUCUCACCUGUCAUUGUUAAACUACAGCCCCAGAUUUCUGCUGCAAAUGAUGUGGUGUGUAAAAGUCUUGACUGGCUAGAGAUCACCUUUCCUGUGCUUCACACACCUGCAGAGGAGAUUGUCGCCACAGCCAAGAACAAGGUGCAUGAGAUCCAGGACGUGGUGAGCCUUGUAGCAAACGGGACCAAGGACUGUGUCACAUGGGCGAUGGAGAGGAUGCAGCAUGCAGGUGAUGGGAUGAACAACACUCUGGCAGAGAGAGCCAUCACUGUGGCCAGCAUGGGUCUGGACUCUGCUCUGAACACAGCAGAGGCCCUGGUGGACCAAGUUUUGCCUCCUACUGAAGAAGAGAAAAAAGACGAAGAAGAAGCAGCAGCGGCAGGUCACUUGGUGCAGGGCUUUGAGGGAGUCGCACUCAGGAGAAGCUACGGCGUGCGACUGGCGUCUCUUACUGCCGCGCUGUGUCGGAGAACCUACCACGUGGUUGGGGUCAAGGUUCUCUUUGUUCAGGUGGAGCACCUUCAGAUCAUGUGGCUGAGCCUGGUGUGGAACCUGCAGGGGGUGCCUCAGUACCUGCAGUGUCAGGCUGUGUCCAUGUUUUUCUUUUUCUCUCAGAUUUACAAAUUAAGCUGCCCACCACCUGAACAGAACCAGUCCUGUCAAGUUAGAAGACGUCUCAAUGCAACCAGGGCUUUGUCAACUGACAAGGAUGUGACACAGGUCAGCCCAAAGGUUUCAUCACUACCCUACCGGACAAGGUCGACAAUGUCUCCCGUUAAAGCAUGCAUGUGUUACUUUAAAUAAAAGGUGUUAAAAUUGGUCCCACAGCUGUCACAUAAUGGUGUAAAAUAAAGUUAUUU